ACGCUCCUUCCCAUCUUUCAACUACAGGCAUCAUGAGCGAUAACGCGGAGUAUAAGGAGGCAUUCGCGCUCUUCGACAAGAAGGGCACAGGUGCAGUGCAGCGAGAAGUGCUGGGAGACCUCCUGCGUGCGCUCGGACAGAAUCCCACGCAAGCAGAAGUGGCGGAGAUCAUCGCGGGAGCACCUAGAGAAGUGGACUACAAGACGUUCCUCGCGAUCUUGAACCGGCCAGACGGCUUCAAGCCAGCAGGCACACCUGAGGAAUUUAUCCGUGGCUUCCAAGUCUUUGACAAGGAGGGCAACGGCUUCAUCGGUGCUGGCGAGCUACGAUACGUGCUCACACAGCUGGGGGAGAAGAUGUCAGAUGAGGAAGUCGAUGAGCUGCUCAAGGGCGUGCCAGUUGGCCCUGACGGCAACGUGAACUACGAGUCGUUCGUGCGCACGAUUCUGAGUCAAUAGUCUAGUUCAAAGCGACGUAUGUUGUGUCGUUCAUCUAUAAUGCGUCUCUUCGCGAACGUUCUGUAUAAGUUACGUACGAUUGAUGUUUCAACUGCACGGGCGAAUGUAUUCUUACUGAUAUAUACCACUAUGCGCGUAACCUGGGCAUUCGAUGGCGGUGCAGGCCCUGUUCAUUGUCACCCAAUGGGUGUGCUCAGGUAUUAGUUGUUCAAGUCAAGGCUUGUAGUUCCUCGU
This is a messenger RNA of Postia placenta MAD-698-R-SB12, 692 nucleotides long. RefSeq lists its product as hypothetical. Gene Ontology annotation, cellular component: myosin II complex. The transcript has 6 exons. The coding region runs from base 33 to 458 and encodes 141 amino acids. NCBI's taxonomy places the organism in Eukaryota, Fungi, Basidiomycota, Agaricomycetes, Polyporales, Adustoporiaceae. The record is from RefSeq and is a predicted model, not a curated record. Gene Ontology annotation, molecular function: calcium ion binding. Gene Ontology annotation, biological process: mitotic actomyosin contractile ring assembly.